Messenger RNA from Pedinophyceae sp. YPF-701, 1779 nucleotides. Lineage: Eukaryota; Viridiplantae; Chlorophyta; Pedinophyceae. The record is from the annotation of a GenBank genome assembly.
AUGGCUGCGAAGGCGGAGGAGCAGCCGCCUGACCCGCGUCUGAUCAACAGCGUGGUGUACAAUGACAACAUCAGCGAGCUGAAGGAUGACCUGCCAGCGUUGCUGGACGCGAUGAAGACGGGCGGCAAGGAGGGCGGCAUGCGACGCGAAACUGCGGCCUUCAUGCUGUGGCACCACGCCAUGAACGACCCCGCGAAACGCCUCGAAAUCAUCAACUCCAACGGGAGCAACAUCUGUUUGCGCGUCCUCGAGGACGACGCGAAGACGUCCGAGAAGACCGCGGCGCUGGGGCUGCUCAACGUGAUGAGCGCCGAGGAGGCGGACCCGGACGCGCGGGGAAUCAUCGCAGGUGGCAAGGCGCCGAGCGGGAACUUGUGCGGGUACAUCGUCGCCGGGAUGCUCAGCGGAACGGAGUCGCAAGGCGUCGCCGCGGCCGCGAUCCUGAGGAACCUUGUGCAGCACGACAGAGGCCGGUCCAUCCUGCAGAAGUGCCUCUUGCCGUGGCGCAAGUACCUCGACACGCUGCGCACCAGCGGGCACGAGGACAUCCAGCUGCACGUGUGCGAGUUCCUGCUCAUGAUCCUGCAGGGGCAGGACGAGCUCAUCGUCGACGUGGCCGCCUGCCCGCCGUACGCCUUCUCCGUGCUCAUCGGCAUCGUCCAAGAGGCCACCAAGGAGGAGACCAUCGUGGCUGCGCUGCGACUGCUGGAGCUGCUGAUGACGGUCGAGGAGAACCACUCGCAGUUCCUCAAGGCGAACGCGACGUUGAACGUGCUCGACAUCCUCGGCGACCCCAACGAGGCCCCGCCGCUGCCCCAGGACAUCGAGACCGUCCUCAAGGAGCCUGAUCCGCCGCCGAAGCUCCCCGAGAUCCCCGAGCAGCCCGAGAAGGACGCGUUCAGCCUCGGCGUCGACGUCAACAAGCCGCCACCGAUCAACACCAACCUCAAGGCAGCGGGGGGCAGCGGGGCGACGCCGGGCGGGACGGGCGCGCCGACGCGCGGGAGCACGGCGACGGGGUCGCUUCCGCCGACUCCGUGGGGGGGCGUCGCUGGCGGGAAGGAGCUUCCUUCUGUUGCCCCGACGCCAAAGGCAGGAGCGCCGCGCACGGCCCUCGGUGGCGGCGCGGAGGAGGCGGGCGGCGGUGGCAAGUCCGCGCCAGUGCAGCUGCCGGAGAUCACGAUCGACUACGAGCCGCCGCGCUCGCGCAUCCGGAGCCGCAUAUCGCUGCGCGUGCAUCGCCGGGCGCCUCCGCGCUCGGGCUUCGCGCACAGCGUUCCGGCGCAGGCGGCGGCGUGCGGCGCCCUCUGGCCGCUGCUGCACCGCGAGGAGGUGCGCGACCUCGUCAGCGCGAACACGGGCGCGUGGCGGAUCUGCCGCGCACUCGCUGCGGGCUGCGAACACAUCCCGGAGGGCGCGAAGCAGAAGAAGGGCAAGGCUGGCGGCAAGGGCAAGAAGGGCAAGGGCCUCAGCCUCACUCCGGAGGGCGAGGACCUUGUCGACCGCGCCCUCGGGUGCCUGCGCCACCUCUCCCUGCUCGACACCGACAAGGUGCGGAUCGCCCGGUGCGACAUACUGAAGUUCAUCGUGGAGCUAGUGGGGCACCUGGGCAAGGCGCGGGUGCGGUGGAACGCGCGCGCGCUGAUGGGCAACGUCAGCGUGAUGCACGAGAACGCCGAGCUGCUGAACGCCGGCGCCGUCCCGGAGGAGUUCCGCGGGUUCCGGUGCAUCUACCUGACUAAGGAGCAGCGGUCAGACCUGAAGGAGCUGUUCUGGUAG